UCGGUGAGACACGAUCAGUUCUAUUCCAUCCAUUAGCGGUAGAACGUUCUGCCCGAUCGAUCGGAGGUUUUGUACCAUCCGGUACAACAACAACAAAAAAAAACCACAAUCACAACACACAAUAUUCGGUGGUUAUUCGCCACAGAAAGUGUAGACGUGCUCAAACAAUAAGUGCAUUACAUCAGCAACUCCGGCUUACUCGGUGCAAAUCGCGGUAUCCACCUGGGAUAACCCAACAGGUUUGCCAGUCGAGAAUCAGUAGCAAACAAACCACGGCGUGGAUCGUGUGUACGGAAUCAUCUUUAUUCUCAUGACGCGAUCGCACUCGCGCGGGCGUACGGCAGACUGAACCGGUGGAAAGUGAGACCAGAGCUAGUAACAAUACAAAAAAACAAUCAAACAGUGUGUUGAAAUUGCCGGUGGUGAGACAGCUGAGAAAAGCUCUAUCCAGACAGAUCGCAGAAUUAGUGCAUCGCCUAGUGCAUUGUUGGAAUAACGUGCCUCGAACAGCAUCAUCACUGCAUAACCAACCGGAAGCUGAUGUAGAGUGUCAUCACAAAUAAACAGUACAUACGUUAGUGGAUGAAGUUUUCACUUUCACGUUGUGGUUAGCUGCUGCCAGCUUUUGGAACCGCCCAACCGGGUGCAGGAAAAGCCUCUACCGAAUCUAGCAGAAAUGCACUUUACAAGCUUCCUGAUUCGGAUACGUCAUUUCCGCAUAACGCUACUCAUACUGCUAGUGAUCGACAGCUGUGUAGGGCACGUGACGGCCGAUGAAUGUGUCAGCACAAAGAGCGAUCGUCACCGUACGAUCAUGGAAAAAUACCGAGGCUCUGACAAGUGGAACACGAUUCUGACGGAAGAUUCGUUGAACCUGAAGGAAAAUCAAACCGAAUUGAAUCUCUCGAAGCAAGGCUUCAACGCCGUGCACUGGCAUUUGAGCAGCAUCGUGGGCGAAGGAUACGACGUGUACGAACUUGAUAUGUCGUACAACAAUCUCGAGGACAUCAAUGAACUAACGUUUCUUAAGUUCUACUCGUUAGAAAUGCUAAACCUGUCAUAUAAUCGAAUAACUACGAUUCGCAACUUGACCUUCGGAUCGUUGAUUCGGUUGAUGGAUUUGGAUUUGUCCUUUAAUCUCAUACAUUCAAUCGAGAAAGAAGCGUUCAAUCGUUUGUACGGCCUGGAGUCCCUGAACCUACGAGAAAACUGCUUGAUAACACUGAACCAACAUCAGUUCCAUUUCAACGAUCAUCUAUCUUCGGUGCAUUUGGAUCACAAUCAACUACUGUUCCUGCCUUCCGUCCUGUUUGACACACUGGCCAUGGUUGAAGAGCUGUUUGAAAUUGAUUUAUCCUUCAACCGUUUUCGGCGCAUGCCUUAUAUAGAAGCUAAAGAAAUUGGCUUGCUGAAAAUCGACAACAAUGAAAUCAACAUCCUAUCGGUGAACCGUAGUUACCACGUGAGAGCACUGGAAGCACAUCACAACGAAAUUCAUGAUGCAGAUCUCUUCCAGUUCAGUUCCGCGGAACACGUAGAUCUAUCGCAUAACCAUCUGGAUAACAUUGUCGGAUUGCACGAAAUGAAUCAACUGGAAUAUCUGGAUCUGUCCUCCAACAACGUUACGAAGUUUGAUUAUAACCUGAAAUAUUCGAUUCGAAACAUUCCUACGCUGGUAACGCUACGACUUCAGAACUGUAGUCUUACGGAAAGUAACAUGGAAGGUCUUCUGACCUCGGAUUCGCUGUUAAAUCUAGACCUCUCGCAGAACAACUUCGUUUAUCUGAAUAUCAGUCAUCUGUCCAAACUGAAAGCCUUGCAGUACAUGAGCUUGAACUUCAACUAUCUUCAAGAACUAGUCGAUUUCGAGCGCAUGGGAAAACUUUUCCCUUAUCUCGAAAUGAUUUCUCUUUCCUUCAACCGAUGGAACUGUUCCUACUUUGACAAAGUGAUGACCUACCUGAACCAAACCCACAUUCGUACGACGACAGAUCCCCGAGAUUGUUGGGUCAAUGGCAGUCAUGUGGCCGAUUCGGAUGUGCUGGACAAAUUUGAACCGGAAUACACCAUGAACCAGGUGAAACGGGACAUGAGCAUAGUCAAGAAUCUCAGCCGCAGUAUGACGUACUUCAUGUAUGCGUUGUUCUACAACAUGCACGAAAUGAACAACAACACCCAAUUCCUGAGGAUGCAAAACGAUCGCAAGUUGAUGCGAAUGGACGAGGAAAUCGCACACCUGAUCGGAAUGGUCGCCUUUCUGGUGGCAAUGUUUGCCAUCAUUCUGGUAAUCGCGGUAGGCUAUGGGCUGCGCCAUUUGUAUGUCAAGUGGAAAACCGAUCGAUCGGUUAAGGUAGUUACGUACAGUAACAAACGGAACAAUGAAUUCAGUAACGGCGUUACCAUCAACGAAGUUAUGCGUGAUAAUAUGUAAGGAAGUGGUUUUCCCGCCCACGAAGGGUGCCAUAACUGUACCAAAAUGUGAGAAUCUGAUCUUACGUAAAGUGAUAUUGAUAAUUGAAGUAAAUAUUUUUUUUCAAAUAAA
Messenger RNA from Malaya genurostris, 2542 nucleotides. Its product is annotated as chaoptin-like. Bases 677 to 2431 code for a protein of 584 amino acids. The transcript has 2 exons. Gene Ontology annotation, molecular function: protein binding. The record is from RefSeq and is a predicted model, not a curated record. NCBI's taxonomy places the organism in Eukaryota, Metazoa, Arthropoda, Insecta, Diptera, Culicidae.